AUGUUUCUUCAAUCUUUGACACUGGACUCGAGGAUGGAUGAGGUCCUCUCUUUUGGCAUGAUCCGUGGCGGACUACGAAGGGAAGAAGAGUUAAAGUCUAAAAAGAUUUGGAAUUUCAUAAGGGAAAGAGGUCAAGUUGUUAAUUGGGCAGCUCUUGUUUGGUCUUCUAAAGUCAUCCUGAUGCAUCGUUUCAUUCUUUGGUUGGCUUUCCGUAGAAGACUUAGCACUCGGGAUCGAAUUCAAGUUUACAUGGACAUUCCAGAUGCUAGUUGCUUACUUUGUGAUGGAAAUGUGGAGGCGAUUGAUCACUUACUCGGGGGUUGUCCGUUUACAAGGCAUGUGUGGAAUAAGUUCACUUCGGCGAUGUCGGAGGCAUGGGAGGAAAUUAUAGUUGCUGCCCAAGAUAGAACUAGGGCAAAUAAAUUUCCAGCAAACAUUUUUAAGUACAAUUUUGCCUCUAUCGUGUAUCAUGUUUGA
Messenger RNA from Impatiens glandulifera, 477 nucleotides. RefSeq lists its product as uncharacterized. Lineage: Eukaryota; Viridiplantae; Streptophyta; Magnoliopsida; Ericales; Balsaminaceae. The transcript has 2 exons. The record is from RefSeq and is a predicted model, not a curated record. The coding region runs from base 1 to 477 and encodes 158 amino acids.